Messenger RNA from Paecilomyces variotii, 1700 nucleotides. Its product is annotated as NmrA-like family protein. The record is from RefSeq and is a predicted model, not a curated record. The transcript is spliced from 2 exons. Lineage: Eukaryota; Fungi; Ascomycota; Eurotiomycetes; Eurotiales; Thermoascaceae. The coding region runs from base 501 to 1400 and encodes 299 amino acids.
UGCUGAUCGGACAUGGUAAACUUGAAAAGCCGAUUUUUUUUCUUUCUGACGGCCGUAAGAACUUCUAGACAAGGAAAAUUGUCGGCGUCGGUUUUAGGCUCAGCCCGUCAGAUUCGAAUUAUCCGGCUACGGACCUAAAGUCGGCCUACAAAGUCCGUUUUCUGUCAUCAUGAGCGGAUAGCAUGUAAGUAUAGUACUUACCAGGCGGUUUGCCGUCAAUGAUCGGACCUGGGCGCCACAGUAGGUACAAAUUGUAUGGUAUUUCCCGUGCAACACGCAUUUGCCCAACGAAGGACGAUUCUCGCGACACAAAAAGAAUCACAAUAUAGAUGCUCGCAGAGACCAACGUUAGUCCUCCACCAAUUCCCCCAACCUUCUCGGCUGCUCAUGCGCACUGAUGCGACAAAGAAGCCGAAGUUUACAACAGUCGGCCUAUAUCUGACAUAUUAUGAGUGUUUUGUAGGGAAAAUAUACUCCGUCUAUCAUUCAUAUUACCCACGAUGCUUAUCCUAAUUGCUGGAAUCACUGGCUUUGUUGGCAUUCCGUGUGCCAGGGCUGCCUUUGCACGUGGUCACAAAGUCCGAGGUCUGGCUCGUAAUGCCAACAGACUCCCUGACGAUAUUUCCAACCAGCUUGAAAGUUUUGAGACUCUUUCCAACAAUCAUGAUGUUGCUGCAAUGGAUCGGGCAGUGGAUGGCAUUGAUGCGAUAAUCUGUGCCUUUGCCGGCCUUCCGGAGCUCUUUAUGGAAUCACAAAUGUUGCUCCUUAGGGCAGCGGAACGCGCAGGAGUCAAGGUGUUCCAUGCCAGCUCCUGGAACUAUGACUGGAGACGUUCCCCCGGCACACAUGAGAUUUAUGAUGACAUCAGGGCUUUCGCUCACCACGUCGAGAUCAGCUCCACCAUAAAGCCAAUUUACAUGUUCACUGGCGCGAUUGCCGAGUACUAUUUCAGGAAGAGCCCAGCCGAUUGGGACUCGAAAACAAAAACAUUCAAUUUUCAUGGACCUUCUACGCAACCCACUCGGUAUACAACGACGAAUGACAUCGCCAAUUACGUUCUCGAGGCUAUCACUGCUCCGGACGCGUCGAGCGGAGGCUAUAUCUUUGUCCAGAGCUUUGAGGCUUCGCCAGAGGACAUUGUCAAGGAAUAUAAUGCGGCGAGGGAAGGCCGGAUCACAGCCAAGCUUAAUUGUUUGGGAACAUUGGAUGAUGCAAAGGCUAAGCUGGAUCAAGGGAGAGCUAUGUACGAGAAGAAGGACUGGCCCAAGUAUCUCUGGUAUUGCUACCAGUACCACAUCCCGUCUCGCUCUUGGGAUUACGAACCAAAGGAUGUUUCCCGAUUUCCGAACGUCAGACAGACGAGCCUAUAUGAGUUCUUUCGCCAGAACCCGGACGUGUAAGCAAUAAAGCGAGGUGGUCACGAGCCGGUUUACCGAGUUUCUCAUUCCGUAAAAAGACUUCAGAACACGGUCAUAUUCAAAUACGUACAGUUCGAACUGCAAUGAACUAGGACAUGAAGUCAAAAACUUGAGAUUAUAUUCCUGGAAAGUACUGAUCAAUCUGACAAAGAAUGAUUUACUCUUGUUAUUAUGUCAGACUCGACUUCUGGAAGUUAAGAAUAUACGGCCUUAAAAUAUCUGGCUGCUCACUGGUCUACCGCCUAUAGUAAUACGCAUAGAAUAAAGUUACCAGUAUGCAAG